This is a messenger RNA of Anisakis simplex (herring worm), 576 nucleotides long. NCBI's taxonomy places the organism in Eukaryota, Metazoa, Nematoda, Chromadorea, Rhabditida, Anisakidae. The record is from the annotation of a GenBank genome assembly.
UCAUCAACUGCACUAAGGAAUAGUCUCGACAGUGGUAUUGCAUCAGUAUCGAUGACAGUCGAGAACAGCCUUGGCUCACAGCAUUCCUCGUCAACGAGUGAGCCUUCAGUCACUGAAUCAGAUCAACAGCUAUCAGUUGUAUCGAUCGCGAAUUGCUCAUCAUCAGGCAGAGCAACAUCCACAAUAAGCCUCCCGCCCGAGGCGAAACGAUCGAAAACAUUGCUCACAAAACGGCAAAGUAUACUCAUCCAGAACAGUUGGAAAAGAGCACCGAAGGCGUUGGGACGGCGUCAUGCGCUUUUGCAAGGUAGAGGAUUCAUACCGGAAUAUUGGGAUACUUUUGAGGACGCAAUGGUACGAACAGUGGUCGACUGGGAAGGUGGUGUUAGAUCAUGUGAAACGUUAUAUUGCUGGAAAUAUUUGGUGAGAAAUUUUAUUCCGUUGAUUCCGCUGAAUGGUACUCGAAUAAUGCUGUCCGAAUUGUGUAUUCCCAAGAAAGUGUUGACUAAAAAGUUUUCGAAAUUAAUCGGUUUCAUCUUCACUGAUAAGAUAGAUUGUGAGACAGUUUUUAUAUGA